Molecule: messenger RNA, 3199 nt
Organism: Acanthaster planci (crown-of-thorns starfish)
Lineage: Eukaryota; Metazoa; Echinodermata; Asteroidea; Valvatida; Acanthasteridae
Biological process (GO): cell-matrix adhesion
Cellular component (GO): lysosome; extracellular region
Molecular function (GO): calcium ion binding
Source: RefSeq, a predicted model, not a curated record
GGAGGUGGUUUGUGCACAAUGGGCUACAGAAAACGAAAAAAAAAAUCUCAGUAGGUCCAGGCCUACAUGCACUAUGGGCUUGCAAGACUGGAACAACUUUUAGUGCUUGUGAGCAAAUCUAGUGCACAAUUCGCCGUUCAAGGUUGUCUAGCUCUCUGCUGCCUGUUGUGUCGCAUGCAGUUCUGUCACCACUAACUACAUAUAAUACAGCGGAGUUGGCUUAGGGGCUACUCACCGUCCUGAGGAUUUAACGGCGUAAGGUGUGGGACUAGCAAGUGGGGGACAAAAUGUCCUUGGCCCGUGUGUCUACAUUGGUUCUGGCAUUGGUACUGGUCGGCACCGUCUCGGCAGUCAGCCAAACACCAUGCUGCUAUCCCAAGCAGUUCGUUGCCCGACUAGAAAUUAUUGAUACGGUCUUGGGUAAUGGAACUGUUGUCGUCUUUGAGAAAAAAACCGAGAUGGCCUAUGACGAAAUCAACGAGAAAACAGCUGAGAUUACUGAGGUUUAUAAUGACGUCACAGGGGUUGUUGAAAAAACGAAGCUGAUAUACGACUACAAAAAGGGCAAGAAGUACAUCAUCGAAGGUGGACAUUGCACGACCAAGCAUCUGUCUUAUUCUUUCUUGCCUCAGUGUAUUCCACCCAUUGCGACAUUUGAUGAGACAGUGCCCAUCGGCCUCGGCGAUGCUUUCCCAGUGAGCUCCUUCCACUUCCUUAUCCCCAGCUCCUCCCCGAGCUUCAACCUGCUGGUGCGGUACUCGGUAGGUGCCGAGGGGUGCAUACCGUACCAACUCGGGAUAUUUGCCGUCCAAAAGACCACCAGGGGAAGUAGCAGAGGGCUACCAGUAAUGGAUCCAGUCCCACCAAGCCACCCGAUGUUCCCGUGGUACGCGAGCCCAACCGCGGGCCCCUACCGGAAGCUAAGUUCCGCCUACCAGUACAGCGACUACCAAAACGGUAUCGAGGACCCUGCCUACUGGUUCGAUCCCCCAUCGGGAUGCUUUCCCGGGUUACGUGGAUCUAAGAGCACUAUCGGAGGCCCUUUGGAAAAGGUGGCAACUAUGAAUAAAAUCCUCAGAAACCGUGUCUUGUAAUUCACUACUUACGUUGAUAAAAGGCUGAUAUAACGUUGAAAUCUGGCAGUAGUUAUUUCUCUUGUACUUUAGGAUCUUCGGGUUCACGUGGUGGUUUUUCUUAGAUGUAGAUUUUAUGCAGCCAUUUACUCCUCUAAAAUGUGUGAAACCUAUUUUGCAUCUUUUGUUUUCAAAACAGUAUUGAAAACAAAUGUGUCGCUUCCAUGAUUUUCCUGAGAAAUGAAUAACGAUACGGCUAUCAUUGUUAUGUUGCCCCAGGUGAAAACUAUUCGUUCAAUUAACAUGAGGCGUUUUCUGCUAACAUUUUAUAUGUAACCAAGCAUUAGCUUAGUGAAAACGAUUUUUGAGAAGGCUUUUGUAUACGGUCCUACUUUCGUGAAUUAGAACUACCAAUAAUCAAAGAAAAUACAAUUAAAGGCUGCAAAAUAUUAUAAAGAUCUGACCAAUGUUAGCGGUGCAAGUACAAAAUUAAGAUGUCUUACUUGGUAUGGGAUGAAACCACACUUUUUUACAUGAAAAUUAAAAUUACACAAAAAUAUUUCGACGUCAUUAAAUCAAUAUUUCGAGCAAAUGAAAUGAUAUUUCGAGAAAACGAAAUAUCAUUCGAAGGAACAAUUUUAAAAAAAAUUCUCAUUGUGCCUGUCCCCUUAGGGGCUCCGUAUUUGUGAGUAUGUGGGGUUUUGAAAAGAACCGUUGGUAUACUUAACGUUUGGGACAGUAUGCUCUGUCCAUCGUCAGGAGACUGCUUGGAUCUAGUUUACAAAUAGUACAAGUUUAAGUACAGGUAAGGGUAAAUAAAGGUGCAUUUUCUAGGAUUUAAUUUUCAACAUCGCAUUGCACAGACCGUUUACAGCUGAUGAAUAAGAAAGAGAAAUAAGUUUCGAGUCAAUUCGAAAUUCCGACAGCGCUUGCCCAAACUGAAGCGCUCCCGAGGCAACCUAGACUCCAUGGGCUCCGUGCGCGUUCCUUCACUUGAUCGCGCAAGGCAUGGUGGGAACCAACAUGAAGCUGCAAGAUCGUACCCAUGGGAACGAAGUUGCUUCCGAGGUCAUUUGGGAAUAGCGGAGCGCAAGAGCGCGCUUGCUUGCCCUAUCAGCUCAGCCAAAAGCCGACUCACGCUCGCACCUUCCCUUCUGAAAUACCGAACUGGCUCACUGAUUAUGUACCCAGAAAAACACAUUGAGGAUAAAACCACUGAGGUUUACCGUUUUUCUUGUAUGCUGUGAAAGUUGGCUGGAGAAAGUUAUAUUAGGCCACCCUCUCAAACAUCGGAAUUCGUCCAACAUUGUCGUAAAAUAUGGAAGCAGCUACAAUAGUUAUGAACAGGACGCUAAAAGUAUGUAUCAACUGCUUAAAUAUUAUGUCCCUAUCACAAAGGAAGCUUAGCUUUGUGGGUAUGAUGUGCAGUGGUAACAGUGCAUGUUCAGCACUCUCAACAUCUCUGAGUCAUAGGACUACACAUACACGUAGAUUUCUAAGGCUGUGCCUCCCUUGCAGUGCAUACAUUGAUGCAGAAUCUAUUUUUGGCAACCUCUGGUCACUUAAGCAGUACCUCAUCGGUUGAAAAGAUCUGAACCAUGUUGUCCAUGGUAGUGUUCAUUUUGUAGGCAGUGAUGCAAUCAAAAAUAAUGUAUUUCCUAGUCAUUUGUGAACCAGCGAAGUUCAAUUCUGACAAGAGGAGCCUAUUGAAAACAACACCCUCUCUCUCUGUUCAGCUUGAGGCCCAUUGCACUGUGUGUGACAGCCCUGGCUGGCACACAAUUUGCGUUAUAUACCACACAAAUAACCCUACAUAACUCUCUAUAGACUGUGUAACGUCAAAUCGGAAGACUGAUCCUUCACCCAUGAUCGCAACAAAUUUGUUGCGGAAGAUUAAAGAACCGAUGCAGAUCCAAAACAUGAGGUAAAAGGUGGUGAAGAAGCAAUUGGCAACCUUCCCCAUGCCCAUCAGGAUCUUGUACAUGUACAUGUACCACUGGUCCAAAGUAAGGAGCUAGAACAGGGUGAUCAGUGCAUGGGUAAAAGUGCUGUAGGGUACCAGCCACGGGAUGAUCAAAAUGGGCAAGAAAGUAAAAUCAGAGAAUAAAACUGAACUGCACGGCCAA